This is a messenger RNA of Cinclus cinclus, 2184 nucleotides long. RefSeq names its product solute carrier family 6 member 17 (gene SLC6A17). Gene Ontology annotation, biological process: sodium ion transmembrane transport; alanine transport; glycine transport. The record is from RefSeq and is a predicted model, not a curated record. NCBI's taxonomy places the organism in Eukaryota, Metazoa, Chordata, Aves, Passeriformes, Cinclidae. The transcript is spliced from 11 exons. Gene Ontology annotation, cellular component: synaptic vesicle; plasma membrane. Bases 1 to 2184 code for a protein of 727 amino acids.
AUGCCGAAGAACAGCAAGGUGACGCAGCGGGAGCACAGCAGCGAGCAUGUCACCGAGUCGGUGGCCGACCUGCUGGCCCACCAGGAGCCCGUGGACUACAAACGCAGCGUCCUGAACGUGGCAGGGGAGACCUGGGACAAACAGAAGGAGGGAGAUGAGGACCUGGACGCGGAGAACCGGCCGGCGUGGAACAGCAAGCUGCAGUACAUCCUGGCACAAAUCGGCUACUCCGUGGGGCUGGGCAACGUCUGGCGCUUCCCCUACCUCUGCCAGAAGAACGGAGGAGGUGCCUACCUGGUCCCAUACCUGGUCCUGCUCAUCAUCAUCGGGCUGCCCCUGUUCUUCCUGGAGCUGGCAGUGGGGCAGCGGAUCCGCCGGGGCAGCAUCGGCGUCUGGAAUUACAUCUGUCCCCGCCUGGGAGGCAUCGGCUACGCCAGCUGCCUGGUCUGUUUUUUUGUUGGUCUCUAUUACAACGUCAUCAUCGGCUGGAGCAUCUUUUACUUCUUCAAGUCCUUCCAGUACCCCCUGCCCUGGAGCGAGUGCCCCAUCGUGAAGAACGGCUCGGUGGCCGUUGUGGAGACCGAAUGCGAGAGGAGCUCGGCCACCACCUACUUCUGGUACCGGGAGACCCUGGACAUCUCCAACUCCAUCUCUGAGAGCGGGGGGCUUAACUGGAAGAUGACCCUGUGUUUGCUGGUGGCCUGGAGCCUUGUUGGCUUGGCCAUGAUCAAAGGCAUCCAGUCCUCGGGGAAGGUGAUGUAUUUCAGCUCCCUCUUCCCAUACCUGGUGCUCGUUUGCUUCUUGGUGCGGGGGCUGCUGCUGCGUGGGGCAGUGGAUGGCAUCAUGCACAUGUUCACACCCAAGCUGGACAAGAUGCUGGACCCCCAGGUGUGGCGUGAAGCAGCCACACAGGUUUUCUUCGCCUUGGGCCUGGGUUUUGGGGGCGUCAUUGCCUUCUCCAGCUACAACAAACAGGACAACAACUGCCACUUCGAUGCCACCCUGGUAUCCUUCAUCAACUUCUUCACGUCUGUGCUGGCCACCCUGGUUGUGUUUGCUGUGCUGGGCUUCAAGGCCAACAUCAUGAACGAGAAAUGUGUGGUGGAGAACGCUGAGAAGAUCUUGGGCUACCUGAACACCAAUGUGCUGAGCCAUGACCUCAUCCCGCCCCACGUGAACUUCUCCCACCUCACUGCCAAGGACUACAACGAGAUGUACAGGGUGAUCAUGACGGUGAAGGAGGGGCACUUCAAAGAGCUGGGCCUGGAUGCCUGCCUGUUGGAGGAUGAGCUCAACAAGUCGGUGCAAGGCACUGGCCUGGCCUUCAUUGCCUUCACAGAAGCCAUGACCCACUUCCCAGCCUCGCCCUUCUGGUCUGUCAUGUUCUUCUUGAUGCUGAUCAACCUGGGCUUGGGGAGCAUGAUUGGGACCAUGUCAGGCAUCACCACGCCCAUCAUCGACACCUUCAAGGUGCGGAAGGAAGUGUUCACAGUUGGUUGCUGCAUCUUCGCCUUCGUAGUGGGGCUGAUCUUUGUGCAGCGUUCUGGAAACUACUUUGUCACCAUGUUUGAUGAUUACUCAGCCACGCUGCCGCUCACCGUCGUGGUCAUCCUGGAGAACAUCGCUGUGGCCUGGAUUUACGGCACCAAGAAGUUCAUGCAGGAGCUGACGGAAAUGCUGGGUUUCAGGCCCUACCAAUUCUACUACUACACCUGGAAGUACGUGUCUCCCAUCUGCAUGGCCGUGCUCAUGACCGCCAGCAUCAUCCAGCUGGGAGUCAGCCCCCCAGGAUACAGCGCGUGGAUCAGAGAGGAGGCUGCUGAAAAAUUCCUGUUCUACCCAACCUGGGCCAUGGCCAUCCUCAUCUCCCUGAUCAUCCUGGCAUCCCUCCCUCUGCCUCUGGUCUUCAUCCUCCGGCAGUUCCACCUCGUGUCGGAUGGCUCCAACGCCCUCUCUGUCACCUACAAGAAGGGUCGGAUGAUGAAGGACAUCUCCAACUUGGAAGACAACGAUGAGACCCGUUUCAUCCUGAGCAAAGUGCCCAGCGAGACGCCCUCCCCCAUGCCCACGCACCGCUCCUACCUGGGCCCCGGCAGCAAUUCCCCAAUGGAAAUGAGCAGUGCUCCCAAUGGACGCUACGGGAGCGGGUACCUCCUGGCCAGCACCCCCGAAUCUGAACUGUGA